AUGUCCGUCCCGCGCUUGUUGGUUGUUGGCGGAAACGGAUACCUCGGCUCGGCCGUGUGCAAGGCCGCCGUCAGCCGUGGUUGGGAGGUCGCGUCCAUGAGCUCGUCGGGCAAGGCAUACACCACACCAGCAGGCCACACGCCCAAGUGGGUGCACCGCGUGAAAUGGCACCGCGCGUCGGCGUUUGAGCCCGCGUCGUACGCCGACCUCGUCGCGUCGUCGUCGGCCGUCGUGCACACCCUCGGCAUCCUCCUCGAGGACGGCGGGUACAAGCAGGCCGUGCGCGACGGCGACGUGUUUGGGAUCGCCAAGGCGCUCGCCAUGGGCCUGACGGGGUCGGGCGCCGCGUCCAACCCGCUCAAGACAAAGGACGAGCAGCGCGCAACGUACGAGUCGAUGAACCGCGAUUCGGCAGUGACGGUCCUGAAAACGAUGCUCGCCACGCCGCCCACGCCCGCAGCGGCCGAGGCCGAGGCCGAGGCCGGCCCGUCGUCCACGUCCAGGUCGUUCACGUACGUCUCGGCGGCGGGAUCCAUCCUGCCGGGCGUGCCGCAGCGCUACGUCCAGUCCAAGCGCGAGGCCGAGGCGGCCAUCCUCGACAGGUGUACCCCGACGUCUGGCGUCCACCCCAUCAUCGUUCGCCCAGGCCUCAUGUACCACGCGCACCUCCGCCCGCUGUCCACCCUGCCCGCCUUCGCCCUCUCGUGCACUGCACACCUGCACGACUCGUGCGGCGGCCAGCGGCCAGCCUUCAUCCCCAAGGGCGGCGUCGUCGACCGCGCAGCGGACAAUUUCGCCACGCACCCGCUGCACGUCGACCACGUCGCGGACGCGAUUGUGAAAUGUAUUGCAGAGGACAAGGCCGGCGUGUUUGACGUGCAGACCAUGCGGCGGUGGGCGGGUUUUGACGUGCCGUCCCAGACGGGCGAGGCGCAGCCGGUGCACGCUUGA
Messenger RNA from Apiotrichum porosum, 951 nucleotides. RefSeq lists its product as uncharacterized. The transcript is spliced from 4 exons. Gene Ontology annotation, molecular function: protein-containing complex binding. Bases 1 to 951 code for a protein of 316 amino acids. The record is from RefSeq and is a predicted model, not a curated record. Gene Ontology annotation, cellular component: mitochondrion. Lineage: Eukaryota; Fungi; Basidiomycota; Tremellomycetes; Trichosporonales; Trichosporonaceae.